Oxyura jamaicensis (ruddy duck) is the source of this 3436-nucleotide messenger RNA. It is a transcript of the gene BHLHE23, whose product is annotated as basic helix-loop-helix family member e23. The transcript is spliced from 2 exons. Lineage: Eukaryota; Metazoa; Chordata; Aves; Anseriformes; Anatidae. Gene Ontology annotation, molecular function: protein dimerization activity. Bases 241 to 906 code for a protein of 221 amino acids. The record is from RefSeq and is a predicted model, not a curated record.
GGCGGGGCUGCGCCCGGCGCGGGGCCGUUCCCGCCGCCCCUUUCUGCCCUCUGAUUGGGCGGCGGGGCCUCGCGCUGGGCCGCUCUCCGCUAUAUAAGCGGCGGCCGUGGGGCGGUCGCCUCAUAGCCCGCCCCCGGCGCGGAGCGGCGCGGAGCGGCGGGGCCGCCUCGUCCUCUUCAUCAUCCCCUUCCACAUCCUCCUCCUCCCCCCUCAGCCCAGGAGCGGCGGCAGGGAGGCAGGAUGGCCGAGCUUAAGUCUCUAGCCGGCGAAGCUUACCUGGCUCUGGCCCCGGGCUACGCCCCGUCGCCUUUCUCCUACGGCGGCGCCCAGAGCCCUCGGGGAGCCUUGGCGGGGGGCGGAGGGGCGGCCUUCCACCACCCCGGGGCGCUGGGCAAGGCGGCGGAGAGCAGCGGCGAGCAGAGCGGCGACGAGGAGGACGGCUUCGAGGCCGGGGCGAAGGGCGGCGAGGCCUUGGAGCGGGAGGGCAAGCUGAAAGGGGCCACACUGGGCAAGAAACCCAAGGAGCAGCGCUCGCUGCGCCUCAGCAUCAACGCGCGGGAGCGGCGGCGGAUGCACGACCUCAACGAUGCCUUGGACGGCCUGCGCUCCGUCAUCCCCUACGCCCACAGCCCCUCAGUGCGCAAACUGUCCAAAAUCGCCACCCUGCUCCUGGCCAAGAACUACAUCCUCAUGCAGGCGCAGGCUCUAGAGGAGAUGAGGAGGCUGGUGGCCUACCUGAACCAGGGCCAAGCGCUCGGCGCCCCGCUGCCUGCCACCCUCAGCCCCUUCGGACAGUCGGCCGUCUACCCCUUCACCAGCACGGCCUUGCCCGGCUGCCCUGAGAAAUGCACUGCCUUCACGGGAGCCACAUCCGCCCUCUGCAAACACUGUAACGACAAGCCUUGACUUCUGCCUUCUUCGGGCUUCUCGGGUUUAUUUUUCUUUCUCUUUUUUUUUUUCCUGUGCGCCUUUCUUUCUGCUUGCCACCAGCCCUGGCUUCCUGCCAUCAGUUAAGUCUGGGUUUUUCAUUUUUCUUAAAUCACCCCCUCAUACCUCAUUCGGAGAUGCUCGGACCCAAAACACACCCACCGUUAACUUUUAGUUUCUUCCCCCGUGCAACUCCCUCGGUAGUCAUCUCCCUCCCAGCCUGUUAGCGGACCGUGAGCAUAGUGUUUCUUUUCUGCCUGCUCUGAGCUGCAAAGUUCUUGAGCUGUUUUUAAGCUAAGCUACAGAAGCACAGGGAGGGGGAGAGAGAGAUCUGCAAGUGGAAACCUCAGUGAGUUUUCUUUGGACUGAUUGAUCUGGGUUGAAAACAGCUUAAAAGGAAAGAAAGAAAACCCAGCCCCGAAACUAUGCAAUGUUUCAGAGCCACACGUAAACGAGGGGCUUCAUUUGUAGCCAGACGGGGCUUGCUUGCGCCCAAAAACCCGAAUGAAAAUGUCAUUUGGUCAGCUCCUGGGAGGGAGGCAGUCUGGUGCUCUUGAUAAAGCUAUAGAUGCUUCAGAAUAAGAUGCGUUAUUUUACUCUUUAGAAAAAAAUAAUCUUGAACUGAGGGGACUCUGAUUGUAUGCUAAUGCCUGCUUUUUGCCUGUUUCUCAGCUUGGUUAAGUUUUCCAGAUUUUCCAAAGUCGUUGCUCAUCAUAAGCAAAGCAAAGGUCACUUAACAUAUUUAUAUGUAUUUAUAAUAAAUAAAAGACAUGAAUAACCACUUUCUCUGUCCUACAUGUCUCUAAAACCAGCUGGCAGUCUGAGCAAAGCCCUGCUGAAGUCAGGUAACGAGGAGGUGCUGUAGCAGUGCUUCACAGGGGACCAGUGCUGUGAAGUUAGGUGAACAAUCAUCGUGCUUUAAAAAGCUUGUGGAAAUCCAGCUCCUUCUCAGCAGGGAUUUGUUUUUUUUUUCUCCAUCUUUUCUAAUGAAUUUCAAGCACACGAAAAUGUUUGUGCCUGACAUUUACAGUUAAGGAGGCUGUAAAUGCAUAAGGUUUAGCUUAUGUAUUUAGAUGCUUGCUGGAGAAUGCUUUGCCCCCGGUGCUGGAGCUGCGUUUAAACGGGGCCGCUGUAGCACUGUGCUUAGCUCCGAGGACACCGGUGUAAAACACGGCAGGGAAGGAAAGUGUUUAAAGACUCUGCUCAUCCCUUCAGCUUGGUUUUCUGUUAUACCUGCAGCUUGACCCUAGACCUGCGUGUGGUUUGGGCUGCUUAAUGUCACGGCUAAAUGAAUAAUCUCUUGCCGAGUAUUGACUGCGGUAGUACGAGUUACCAAGUGAGUCCCUCGCCGACCAAGUUUCUGAUGUCACUGUGCUGGUUUACUUUGGGUUUCUGUUUUAUUAUGUUUAACGCUUUGGUGCCUUGUAUGCUUCACUAAUCAUUAUAUAAUCAUAAUUGAGGUGCGUUCAGUGAUUUCUGUUCAGAUAGGAAUACCCACCCCAUGUCAGAGCAACCACAUAAACUGGUACAGUCGCAGCCCGAGGGGCUCGAGCUGUCCGUGGCCAUUUGUGUUAGGAGUGGGGUGUAACUAUUUAGGGUUAUUAAACCAAUUUCCGUGGCUGUCAUUAGUGUUAUGCUAAUUUGAAAAGGACUGCCAUCCCUCUAAAGCUUCUUGUCGGUGGCACUUAAUUUUAAUUAAUACAUUUCCAAAAGGCUUUUUGUGUUUGGAAAAUGAAGUGUGUGAUUACGCUUCAUUCAUAAAGACCUAUGCUUAAAACUGAUUCUUGCUCACUUCCAAUUUUAUAUCUUCAUUUCCUCUUUUUUUUUUCCAGAACAGUUUAUCUGUUGUACCUCUUUCCGUAAAAGAAAGUCUUGAAAAUAUUCUUUAAAGGCAUCUGAUGAAGUGAAAGCCAACCAAAACCACUCCUGAAGCAAAUUUGACUGGAAACUACAAAUCAGCAAAGAGCUGGAACCCAUACCGAGCCCUUCGUGCUUCCUGUUGACAGGAAGGCAUCUGUUUCGGUAUGAUUUGCUCUGCGUUGAGCUGCUGCUAAAACUGCUGCCAAGCGAAUGCCUGAUACUGCUGGAAAGAUGGUUUUGUUGGGAGGAGAUAAACAGGCAUCUGACUACUGCGUUUGUGUGUGUGAAGCAUCAGUGUUAACCUUGCAAAUGUGGCUGGUUAUCCUGGGGAUAAGAUCCCGUGACCUGUCAUUUAUUUUUCCCCAAUGGAAAAAAAAAAAAAUAAUCUAUUCUGUGUUCCAUGUAAGGUUUUAAGUGUCUGGUUUUGGUUGGUGUUUCAGCAGAUAUAAAGGGAGCGCUUCAAAAUGCUGAAACUCCCUUUUUCUUCUCCAAUGUCCUUGUUACGAUUCCUGUUUGUUUUUUAUAAAGAAGGAUUUAUGAUGUAUGCUGGGGUGGAACUGAAAUACAGAUCAUGUGUUCUAAUCUACUUGUUAUCCUGGUAUGUUCAAAGAAAAGACAACUUUUAAUUAAAGAAUAUAUUGUUUUCUUA